ACCGCGCGGCCCCAGCCAGUCUGUGUGUGGCGGUGGUGAGGCUCAGUGGUGGCGAGCGACGCGCGGCAGUGCUGGUGAUGAGCACCGCGCCGACCAGUGUGUGAGUGAGCGUCAUGUUGACCGCCCUUCAAGGGGGGCUGUACACCGCCCCCUCACGCCCCCUGCCGCCCAUGGUGUCUCCUGCAGGGGCGGCGGCCCCCGCGCCCCGCCCACGCUCCCACCAGCGGCAGCAGUUCUGCGAUGCGUGCAACACGGCCUGCGUCUUCAUGAAUAGCCGCCGCCGCAAGUUCCAGGCGCGCUACGAGGGCUACGUGCUGCUCAAGCGGGUGUCCACGGCGGCCUGGCGGCCCAGCCUGCCCUACGUCAUGAUGGGCGGCCCCCCGCCCGCCCACGCCCGGAGACACUCCUCCGACAGCGUGCUGGACGACGAGGCCGAGGAGGAGCCCUGCCCCGCCCCGCCCUCCCAGCCCUCCCCGGGCCUCGCCUCGCCCCCCGCCGCCUAUUACAGGUCCCUGUCCCAGGGGGAUUGGCGCCCCCCCGCCGAGGGAGAGGCCUCGCCCCCCUGGGAGAAGAUGGUUAAUCUCGAGGAGACCGGGCCCCUGACGCCCCCAACACCGCCCACGCCGCCCACGCCGCCCGCCCAGUCCCCUGCCGAGGCCGCGGGCCGUAAGUCGCGCCGCCACUCCGCCAUGCUGGAGCGGCUGGCCGGCGGGCACCAGCGGCUGUGCCGCAAGAAGUCCCGCUCGCAGGACAACCUGGGCUCUGCGGGCGGCGUGGGCGGGGGGCACCCGCGCCUCAACAACACCAUCAUCCCGCCGCCCGCCGCCCUCACCUCCGCCCUCUCGCGCUCCGAGGGCAGCAUCCACAACGUGCACGGCGUGCUGUCCGCCGCGCCCGGCUGCAUGAUGGACGACGCGGGCGUGGGCGCGGGCGGGCUGCGGGCCGAGGUGGGCGAGCUGGCGCGGCUGCCCAAGCGGCUGCUGCACCGCGUCACGGGCGAGGUGGGCCAGCUGGUGUUCGACCUGGAGGGGUGGCGGGAGGAGUACCUCGUCCUCACCCACGCCGCCCUCGCCGCUAGAUCGGUCAGUUUACAGUAUGACGACUCGGGGAAGAGCGUGAUAGCCACGGGCGCCCUCGAGACUCUGGUGCAGUACUCCCAGAUUGAGGACGUGCACGUGGUGGUCCCCUGCGGCGCAUCGGGGCACAAGUUCUGCGUGAGAGUCGUGGUUCGGGACGGCGCGCUGCUGCUGCAAGCUAACAACUCGUACACGCGGGACCAGUGGCUUCACUCGAUAAUAUGGAAGAAAAACGUCUUUAAGUACAGAAACGUUUUACAGACAGCGCAGAGACCGGAAGUGCUCCUGAAAGAACUGAAGAACCUGGUGGAGCUGUCGCUGUCCACGCCGCUCCACGACCAUUCCGUGUGCCGUGUGCCGCUCGAACUCGCCUCCAACAUCCUGACCACGGGCGAGAAAUGGCUAAGUCGUCAGAUCACAGAGGAGAUCAUCGUGACCCUCGCCCCGCUGCUCGAGAACAACCAACCCUCGCCGGAGAUCUGCCAGUUCUUCUCGCAGCACUGCACGGACAACCCCCGAUCCUGCCUCGUCAUCGACAUGUUCACGCCCAUCAUCAAGCGAAUCCUCAAGCACAAUGUGGUGAGGGGGGUGGGGCUAACCGGGGCCGUCUCGGGGUCAGAGCAAGUCGCCAUUGGUAUAGCUUUUGGGGCGAGCGAAGAGGUGUGUUGCGAGGACUUCGGCAAAUAUCCAUAUGUGCGGCGCUUCGUUCAAGACUACAUGCAGGCGUUGAACAGCCAGAACGACGGACGCAGGGUUGUGCACGAGUUUGUGGACGGGAUGCACGGGCCGACCAGCACUUGCCCUCACCUGCGCGUCCUCCCGAACCUCGUCGCUACCUGCACCUCCGCCGUAUGCGUGUUGGUGGCCGAGCAGAAGGACCAGGAGCGCCUCAACUCUAUUACCAGGAACUCCGAGGACAUCACCCAUCACCUGCAUUGUUACCUGAGUGUGCUGAAUAAGAUCUGUGAGUACGAUGACUGGAGACCCGGCCUGGCCCAGCUCCUGCAGCCGAUCCCCUUCCCCGACGAGGCGCUGGCGGACGAGGAGUUCAUCAGAGAGAUCAUGCCUGUCAUUGAGAAGAUCGGAACGGACCCGCGCUGUGAGGUCCACCAGAUGGUUCUCGGGACACGGGAGGACAAGGAGGGAUGGUUCAACGUCCUUUGCCCCUCCUCCCUUGCCUGUGUGGACGAGGGCAUUGUUUGGGCGUCCAUACUUCAGACGCUCAUCUCGUGCUGCUGCAAGAGAAAGAAGUUCCUGGGGAUGCUGGCAAAGUCCCUGGGUGCCUGUAUGCUGCUGGCCCUGCGCGGGAACAACACAGCUCAGGAGGUGUUGUGUUUGAUGCUUGAAUGGAAGCUCAUCGAUGGGGCCGACCAGAGCCUGCAGGUGGUGACGACGCUGCAGUCCACACCCUCAGGCAAGCGCCACUACCAGGGACUGUGUGAGCGGCAGAUGCACCUCCGGGAGCUGCAGCAGAAGGGCGGCCCCAGGAAGCUGACCCUGCCGAGCCGCAGCACCGACGCCGACGUGAACCGCAUGCUGUCCUCCGGCUCCUUCGGUAACCUGGAGUGCCUGUCGCUGGCCUUCACGCGUGUCACCAGUGCCUGCGCCGAACAGCUCAUCAAGCUGCCCACGCUACGCUACCUCAACCUCUGGGCCACUCAGUUUGGUGAUGUUGGCCUCCAGCUUAUAUCAGAACACCUCCACAAGCUGCAGGUCCUCAACUUGUGCGAGACUCCCGUCACAGACAAAGGUCUUGAGGCCCUGGCAGCCGUCAAGAGUCUGAGGCGCCUCAACCUGAACAGCACGAGUCUGUCUGUUCAGACGUUUGAGACGCUGAAGGAGACUCUGCCUGGUCUCCUGGAGGUGGACGUGCGCUACACAGAUGCUUGGUGACCCUCGCCUCCAUCUGCUGACCAGCCAGACGUCAGCAGAUCACCCGGAGGCCCCACUGCAUUCCUGCGCCGCGUGCUGAACCAGCUCGGGCGGCGGCGGCGCGACCGAAAGUCACAGGAGCUGAACGGCGAGCAGAAUAACACCCGAGCAGAGUGUGCCUGUCUGCCGCGGGGCGGUGGCCUGACCCGCCGGAACGUGCUGGUGCGCGCCAAGAGCGAAGAGCAGACCACCGUGCAGCGGCGGCGGCAGCUGGUGAGGGCGGCCAGCGAGGACCACCACACCCGCUGCCCUGCCCCGCCCACGCGCCCGCCCUCCCCGCCGCAGCCCAAACCAAAGAACCUGCUCACCCGCGCCAAGAGUGAGGAGCAGCAGGGCGCCGCACGCUGCCAGCUGCUGCGCGCCAACAGUGACGGCCGCAGGUACAAGGUGAGCAACCUGCAGCGCCAGGCGGCCCAGGAUGGCGCCUCGCUGGCCUAGUGGCAGCGACGCGGCGGCUCGUGGCACACACAUGGAUGACGGAUGUGACGUCUUGGGCAGCAGGAAAGUGUUUUCAGACGGAGACAAAAAGAACUGAAGAAAAUGUUACUUUACUUUGCUCCAGUAAUACUGUAAAAAGCUUUAAUUUAAUGUCAUUGUUCAGCAUAAAGACACGUGCAUUUGUAUUCUGUAUACGCAUAAACUGUGACACCUGUGAGCACAGACCUGUGAGGGGACGUGCAGUGAUGCCCAAGUGUCGGGUAAAGCGAGUGUGGUGGCAACACCCCACCGUGGCCGGGGUGAAGAACACUCGCCUGAGCCGGGCUGCUGCUGAGGGAAGGGAGUGUUGGCAGGGGUCAUGAGUCUCCACCCUGCAAGUCAAGAUCUGUCAGAGGCCGCGUGACCCGGAGUAACGGGGUCAAAAGUUUGUGGUGGUGCUCAAACACAACCUCUGUGCCCAGACAUGACCAAAGAGUGUGUGUGUGUGAGAGUGUUUGGCCCACAGACAGGACUGUUGUGAGGGCCGAGGUGUGCAGUGAUGCUUGGCAUUAUGACCACAUAAUUCUGUAUUUAUUUUCAACGUGGACGAGUCGCUGGCGCACACAUCUCUGUGCAGGACCUGCUGCCGAGAGCAACUCACACGCACUGUUGUAAUUUAUUAUCAACACUUGUUAUUUAAAAAUACUAUUAUUGAUGUGGAUGAAGUUGGGUCUCAUUAACAAUGUCCUUUCUAGAGAAUAUCUUGUCAAUUCUUUUGCCAAGAUUAGUGAGUCAUCUUUUCUACCUGUAGCAAGAGGUAAAUACCAACACUGGCAUCACCAGGAUUGACAUGGUACAAGAACUCUAUUUGAGUGACCAGUGGCAGGCAGAAGGACACACCAGAGUAGUUCCAUGCACUCAAGGUUAAUGGAGUGCCGUGCUGUCAGAAAGUUAACUACUACUCACACACUACCAGCUUCAAGUGCCAUACUGUAGAGCGAGUCACUGCACCGCCACCUUGGAGAGAAUGUGUGUGUGUCUGCGUGAAUGUGUGUGUGUGUCAUGUCAGUGUGUAGCCUGACUCAACUGUGUGCAUGGGAGGGUGAAUCAACUCGUGUGCUUUCCAGGGCUAUUUAUUCUUCAUUAAGUGCCAAGUAGUGAAGGAAGGGACAGUGUAGUGGACAGUUCAGUGAAGGAGGGGACAGUGCUGUGCGUGGCAGGAGUCGCGGGACAUAAGGUUUGAGUGUCAGGGUAACGAGGCAUUUAAUUCUUUCUAUGUAACUAGUUGGCAAAUGAGCCGGAUCAGGUCUGGUCUGCAUUUAAGGCGUUUUGGUGUUUCUGAGAGAUAGUUUGAGUAGAUAAAUGAUAGUAAAACACAUGAUACUGUAUGCUGUCACUGAGAGAUGGUGGACAUGUGUGUGUGUGUGUUUGGCAGAGGUGGGCAAGUGCGGUACUUAGUGCUGUGGUACCGCAUCACAAAAAAAGUACCGCACUACCGGAAAAUUUCUGAAAAUACCACACUACUGCGGACUGCACUAAAAAAUCCUGCGGUACUUUAAAAACUAUGAAAGACGACAUUUGCAGCAUGGCAUGCUCACCAAUUUUUUUAUUUUUUUUUUACAGUGAAUUGGACUCAAUCGGUAUCAGUCAUCAGAAUCUGUGAUUCAGUCAUUCUGACUUUUCAGUUAUUGUUCAAAAUUAAAUUCAAGACAGACAGACUACACUACUACCCUGCGAGUCUUCUUUAACCUGCGCGGUGCCGGAUAUUUCAACCCCGGGCCCGUCCGUGGUGACGGCAGAUUUUUAUUUUUCUAAGCAGGUUUCCUUUUUUGGAUAGUCACUGAAGUAUCUUUUAUUUUGACUACUGCUACCACAGUACCGCACACCGCGUACCACAUUGGGAAAGAAAAAAAUGGGACCGCACUACUGAUUUCUCAGUACUGCGCCCACCUCUGGUGUUUGGUGCAGUCCUCCCUACAACUGCCACCCUCAAGAGUAUAUAUGUGUGUGUGUGUGUGUGUGAAUGAAUGAAAAGAAAGGAUGAGUAAUUGAAAGUUGAAUUGUGGAUCUUUUACACUACAUCUAAAUAUUUUGCUUUCUGCCACUAUUUCCUCUACGUUAGUGCAGAGGGAAGAAGGGACGAGGAGUGACCAAGGAUGAACGGCCCACAAAUGCACCCACAUUUACUACAUUUACAUCCACACCAAAAAUUUUACACGUUAGCUUAGUUGUGUUACCAAAGCCUCAAGUGUGCCGAGGAUAUGAGAGACUUUACCUGUAUUGCUGGAUUGUAGUUUUCCUCAUUGCUGUGUUCCUUCUCAGUGUUGUGGGAGAAUUUCAAGACUUCUUGUUCUUUAUGACUUGGGGUGUCUGACAUGCAUUCUGUUGGAAAAAAUGUUCCGAUGUGACGUGGUGUUAUUGCUUUUACGUGUCGAGUCGUUCAGAUUUCAGUAAACUGUGACUGGAGAGAUUUGUUCCUUGGACGCAUGAAACUUUGUGACAGGCGGGGAGGAGGUGUGGGGCAGGGGAGGAGCAGUGUGUGUGAGAGGCAGGUGUGUUGAGGUGUGGUGAUGCAGACAGGUGAGGCUUGUUAGUGGCCAAGGAUAAAAACAACUUCCUAGGAAGUUACUUAAAAAAAAAAAAAAAUUCUGUGUCGUAAGUGAUGAUGUUCCCACAUCAUCUCUGCAAGACACAUCAAAGCCUGUCGGCACUUGUCUCCACCGCAAGAUCCACAGUGAUGUAUCUUGGAUUAACUAUAAAUUGGGCAUUUUCUAUGGAAAUACUAGUGCAUGUAUUUAGUCAUUUUUUUAAUUUGUGCAGUACUACCAAUUACUCCCUAUUCAGUAGUCUUUCAGUUAGUCUGAAGCAGCUUGGACGGUGUUGUGGGGGGAGAAGGGGGGGGGGGGGGCAGGCUGUGGGCUGUGCUGUUGUGCUGUGCUCCACAGACACACACAUCCGCAGGCCACAGAUGCAGGGCACUAAAUGGAUUCCAUUUUGUAUAUUCCUGAUAAACUGUGUGGGCGGAAAGCCUUCACAUCAGUGUAACCUUAUAUAAAGGUAAGGAAGGUGUACAGUGUAAAACUGCUAUGAUUAUGUUUGUUCUUAUGCCCCGAGGGGGAGGGAGGCUGCCCCAGCCGGUGUGGGCGUCACUGCUCACUGACCUCAUGCUAACCAGCACCUGCACCACACAGCACUGCGCUGCUGCACACACUGUGCUGGCAGCAGCUUGGCUGGUCAGUCAACUUGAGUGGGUGGUUCUUUGUUUUGUCAAGGGUGUCAGAAAGGAAUGAAUAACCUGUUGAGGAGGAACAACUACACCCAUUGUUUAGCUGACAUUGUCCGCAGAAUGUUCUGUGGGGAGAAUGGAAUGCUGAAGAGUGUGACAAAAAUGAACUAAUUAAGACAGGUUGGUUAGCACGGCACGUUGCCCUCAUGGCACUAUUUAUGAACCUGCCGGAGGGCCGAGCUGCCAGGCCUGGGGUGGCGGCAGCCUCUGUAUACAUAUAAAUAUAUAAAUAAACCGUAUAAAUACUAUAUAUAUAUAUUAAGCCUUAAUACAAUAUUUAUACAACUUCUACUCUUCUAAGUCUGUACAUGUUUGUUUGUUUGUUUGCGUUGUAGCGGCGGGGAGAGACAAACCACCUCACGGGCGGGGCGACGACACUUUUGUAGAGCGAAUCAAAACUUUGGUUGGGGUGAAAUCACAGCCGUUUGCCGUCCCCGGGUCGUCUGUGUGUGUGUUGCCAGUCUGAUACAUGCUUUAUGUGAAUGAAAAUUUCCAUGUAA
Eriocheir sinensis (Chinese mitten crab) is the source of this 7211-nucleotide messenger RNA. RefSeq names its product C-Maf-inducing protein-like. The transcript is spliced from 15 exons. The record is from RefSeq and is a predicted model, not a curated record. Bases 114 to 2969 code for a protein of 951 amino acids. NCBI's taxonomy places the organism in Eukaryota, Metazoa, Arthropoda, Malacostraca, Decapoda, Varunidae.